Molecule: messenger RNA, 3545 nt
Organism: Enhydra lutris kenyoni (northern sea otter)
Lineage: Eukaryota; Metazoa; Chordata; Mammalia; Carnivora; Mustelidae
Product: aminopeptidase puromycin sensitive
Exons: 23
Coding region: 217-2982 (921 amino acids)
Biological process (GO): proteolysis; peptide catabolic process
Cellular component (GO): cytoplasm
Molecular function (GO): peptide binding; metalloaminopeptidase activity; zinc ion binding
Source: RefSeq, a predicted model, not a curated record
CGCGCACGCAGCUGCCGCCGCCACCGCCUCCUUCCCUCCCUGCAGGCCCUCCUCCCCUGCCCUCCCCUCCGCCCCCUUCCCCGUAGGCAGCCAGCCCGCCCGCACUGCCUCCCUCCCGGCCCCGAGCGCUCCGGCUGGGUCUCUCCCCCGCCCCCGCCCCCCUACCCCCCCAGGCUCCCCGGUCGCUCUCCUCAGGCGGUCGCCCGCGCUCGGUGGAUGUGGCUGGCAGCCGCCGCCCCCUCCCUCGCUCGCCGCCUGCUCUUCCUCGGCCCUCCGCCUCCUCCCCUCCUCCUUCUCCUCCUCAGCCGCUCUUCUCGCCGCCGCCGCCGCCUCCACAGCCUGGGCCUCGCCGCGAUGCCGGAGAAGAGGCCCUUCGAGCGGUUGCCUGCCGAUGUCUCCCCCAUCAACUACAGCCUUUGCCUCAAGCCUGACUUGCUGGACUUCACCUUCGAGGGCAAGCUGGAGGCCGCCGCCCAGGUGAGGCAGGCAACCAAUCAGAUUGUGAUGAAUUGUGCUGAUAUUGACAUUAUUACAGCUUCAUAUGCACCAGAGGGAGAUGAAGAAAUACAUGCUACAGGAUUUAACUAUCAGAAUGAAGAUGAAAAAGUCACCUUGUCUUUUCCUAGUACUCUCCAAACAGGUACAGGAACCUUAAAGAUAGAUUUUGUUGGAGAGCUGAAUGACAAAAUGAAAGGUUUUUAUAGAAGUAAAUAUACUACCCCUUCUGGAGAGGUGCGCUAUGCUGCUGUCACACAGUUUGAGGCUACUGAUGCCCGGAGGGCUUUUCCUUGCUGGGAUGAGCCUGCCAUCAAAGCAACUUUUGAUAUCUCAUUGGUUGUUCCUAAAGACAGAGUAGCUUUAUCAAACAUGAAUGUAAUUGAUCGGAAACCAUACCCUGAUGAUGAAAAUGUAGUGGAAGUGAAGUUUGCCCGCACACCUGUCAUGUCUACAUAUUUGGUGGCAUUUGUUGUGGGUGAAUAUGACUUUGUAGAAACAAGGUCAAAAGACGGUGUGUGUGUCCGUGUUUACACCCCUGUUGGCAAAGCAGAGCAAGGAAAAUUUGCGUUAGAGGUUGCUGCUAAAACCCUGCCUUUUUAUAAGGACUACUUCAAUGUUCCUUAUCCUCUACCUAAAAUUGAUCUCAUUGCUAUUGCAGACUUUGCAGCUGGUGCCAUGGAGAACUGGGGCCUUGUUACUUAUAGGGAGACUGCAUUGCUUAUUGAUCCAAAAAACUCCUGUUCCUCAUCACGCCAGUGGGUUGCUCUGGUUGUGGGACAUGAACUCGCCCAUCAAUGGUUUGGAAAUCUUGUUACUAUGGAAUGGUGGACUCAUCUUUGGUUAAAUGAAGGCUUUGCAUCAUGGAUUGAAUAUUUGUGUGUAGACCACUGCUUCCCAGAGUAUGAUAUCUGGACUCAGUUUGUAUCUGCCGAUUACACCCGUGCCCAGGAGCUUGAUGCUUUAGAUAACAGCCAUCCUAUUGAAGUCAGUGUGGGCCAUCCUGCUGAAGUUGAUGAGAUAUUUGACGCUAUAUCAUAUAGCAAAGGUGCAUCUGUCAUCCGAAUGCUCCAUGACUACAUUGGGGAUAAGGACUUUAAGAAAGGAAUGAACAUGUAUUUAACCAAGUUCCAACAAAAGAAUGCUGCCACAGAGGAUCUCUGGGAAAGUUUAGAGAAUGCCAGUGGUAAACCUAUAGCAGCAGUGAUGAACACUUGGACCAAACAGAUGGGAUUCCCCCUCAUUUAUGUGGAAGCAGAGCAGGUAGAAGAUGACCGAUUAUUGAGGUUGUCCCAAAGGAAGUUCUGUGCCAGUGGACCAUAUGUUGGAGAAGACUGUCCCCAGUGGAUGGUUCCUAUCACGAUCUCUACUAGCGAAGAUCCCAACCAUGCUAAACUGAAAAUUCUGAUGGACAAGCCGGAGAUGAACGUGGUUUUGAAAAAUGUCAAACCGGACCAGUGGGUAAAGUUAAACCUGGGAACAGUUGGAUUUUAUCGGACACAGUAUAGCUCAGACAUGCUGGAAAGUUUAUUACCAGGCAUUCGUGACCUUUCUCUGCCCCCUGUGGAUCGACUUGGAUUACAGAAUGACCUCUUCUCCUUGGCUCGAGCUGGAAUCAUUAGCACUGUAGAGGUUCUAAAAGUCAUGGAGGCUUUUGUGAAUGAGCCCAAUUAUACUGUGUGGAGCGACCUGAGCUGUAACCUGGGGAUUCUCUCAACUCUCUUGUCCCACACAGACUUCUAUGAGGAAAUCCAGGAGUUUGUGAAAGAUGUCUUUUCACCUAUAGGGGAGAGACUGGGCUGGGACCCCAAACCUGGAGAAGGUCAUCUAGACGCACUCCUGAGGGGCUUGGUUCUGGGCAAACUAGGAAAAGCAGGACAUAAGGCAACGUUAGAAGAAGCCCGUCGUCGGUUUAAGGACCAUGUAGAAGGGAAACAGAUUCUCUCCGCUGAUCUGAGGAGUCCUGUCUAUCUGACUGUUCUGAAGCAUGGUGAUGGCACUACCUUAGACAUUAUGCUAAAGCUUCACAAACAAGCAGAUAUGCAGGAAGAGAAAAACCGAAUUGAAAGGGUCCUUGGGGCUACUCUUUCACCUGAAUUGAUUCAAAAAGUCCUCACGUUUGCACUUUCAGAAGAGGUACGUCCACAGGACACUGUAUCAGUAAUUGGUGGAGUGGCUGGAGGCAGCAAGCAUGGAAGGAAGGCCGCUUGGAAGUUUAUAAAAGACAACUGGGAAGAACUUUAUAAUCGAUACCAGGGAGGAUUCUUAAUAUCCAGACUAAUAAAGCUGUCAGUUGAGGGAUUUGCAGUUGACAAAAUGGCUGGAGAGGUUAAGGCUUUCUUCGAGAGUCACCCGGCUCCGUCAGCUGAGCGUACCAUCCAGCAGUGUUGUGAGAAUAUCCUGCUGAAUGCUGCUUGGCUAAAGCGAGAUGCUGAGAGCAUUCACCAGUACCUCCUUCAACGAAAGUCCUCGCCCCCUACAGCGUGAGCCCGGCGCGCCACCGCUGCUGCGGUCCUGCUGCUUGGCUGUGGGGGGGCGGGGGGAGGUGGGGCUACUGAACAGCUGAUUCACAUGCAGAGAAUUUGGAGUCUUCUUUCAAACCAGUGGGGGUUGGACAAUGAAUGUAGUUAACUGGUUCCUGCUCACACUCCAGAAUUAAAUUCUAUUGAAAAAGGAAAAUCAGCAAUUCAGCAAAAAAAUAAAAAAAUAAAAAUAAAAAAUAAAAAUGUAAAUAUGAUAGUAAUAAAAUAGAGCAUAACGAAACUGUGAAACUUCCUGAAGCCUUGUCAGUGGUUAAAAGUAUUUAACACUCUCCUCUUAAUGACAGAUGUUCUGUUUUUAUAACCUACCAAAAGGAAACUGGAGGCUUCUGGGUGAAGAAGAUUUUUUGUGAAGUGGGUUCUGCAAGCAGCCUGUAAGCCGAGGGUAGUGUCCAUUGCUGGGAAUGGUUAAACGUGGAAGGCUGAUAGCUGGUAUAACAUAGAAUCUGUGCAUAAUUCCAAAUGUUUUUUGUUUUUUGGGGUUUGUUAGGCUUUUUUUAUUUGGUUUGU